This is a messenger RNA of Phodopus roborovskii (desert hamster), 969 nucleotides long. RefSeq names its product proteasome 20S subunit alpha 3 (gene Psma3). The transcript has 11 exons. Gene Ontology annotation, cellular component: nucleus; synapse; proteasome core complex, alpha-subunit complex. Lineage: Eukaryota; Metazoa; Chordata; Mammalia; Rodentia; Cricetidae. Gene Ontology annotation, biological process: ubiquitin-dependent protein catabolic process. The record is from RefSeq and is a predicted model, not a curated record. The coding region runs from base 86 to 853 and encodes 255 amino acids.
GAGCCUGUUACUAGCCUACGCAGCGAGCGGCGUAGGAGCGGCACUUGAGGCCUGGAAGCGCUGCGCGGCCUCCGGGGUCGGAACCAUGAGCUCCAUUGGGACCGGGUAUGAUCUGUCAGCCUCUACGUUCUCUCCUGAUGGAAGAGUCUUUCAAGUUGAGUAUGCUAUGAAGGCUGUGGAAAACAGUAGUACAGCUAUUGGGAUCAGAUGUAAAGACGGUGUUGUGUUUGGGGUAGAAAAAUUAGUCCUUUCUAAACUUUAUGAAGAAGGCUCCAAUAAACGACUUUUUAAUGUUGAUCGACAUGUUGGAAUGGCAGUUGCAGGUCUGCUGGCAGAUGCUCGUUCCUUAGCAGACAUAGCAAGAGAAGAAGCAUCCAACUUUAGAUCUAACUUUGGCUAUAACAUUCCUCUAAAACAUCUUGCAGACAGAGUGGCCAUGUAUGUACACGCUUAUACACUCUACAGUGCUGUUAGACCUUUUGGCUGCAGUUUCAUGUUAGGGUCUUACAGUUCGAAUGAUGGUGCACAGCUUUAUAUGAUUGAUCCCUCGGGUGUUUCAUAUGGUUAUUGGGGCUGUGCCAUUGGCAAAGCCAGGCAAGCUGCAAAGACAGAAAUAGAAAAGCUUCAGAUGAAAGAAAUGACUUGCCGUGAUGUAGUUAAAGAAGUUGCAAAAAUAAUUUAUAUAGUACAUGAUGAAGUUAAGGACAAAGCUUUUGAACUAGAGCUCAGCUGGGUUGGUGAAUUAACUAAAGGAAGACAUGAAAUUGUUCCAAAAGAUAUAAGGGAGGAAGCAGAAAAAUAUGCCAAGGAAUCUUUGAAGGAAGAAGAUGAAUCCGAUGAUGAUAAUAUGUAAUAUUUUCUUCUUCAUCUCUUCUGUUUUACAUUUUUGUGACAGUUUCAUAUUACUAGCACCAUGGAUCAUAUAUACCCACUGAUCAAUUUUCAUUAAAUUUUUGUCUUAUAAACAUU